Molecule: messenger RNA, 426 nt
Organism: Paramuricea clavata
Lineage: Eukaryota; Metazoa; Cnidaria; Anthozoa; Malacalcyonacea; Plexauridae
Source: the annotation of a GenBank genome assembly
AUGGAAAGCGGGCAACUGAUUUUUGAUCAAGUAUUAUUUGAUGAACAAAUGAAAAAAUCUGGUUUAUUGAACUGUAUAUCCGACCCUAUUUUCCCACUACGAACACAAUUUUGUUUUAUCCAUUUAACCAUACAAGAAUUUCUUGCUGCAAGACACGUGACAGAAACACUCGCUCCAACCGAAAUAAAGAAGAUCAUUUCCGACCAUGUCAAAAGUGAAAAAAGGCAUUUAGUUCUUCGGUUCAUUGCAAGACAUUUGGGCAAGAAAAUCAAGAAUUUUGAUUGGGAAUAGAAGGAUUGUAUUUUCGCGUUUGCAGAAAGCUUCGAAGUUACUGAUGAUUGUGAAAUUAUAGUUAAAUGCCAUGAAGUAUCUAUAAUGAAGUGUUUAAAGGAAGCGGACGAUGAAGAGAUUACUAAAGAAGUUUGA